Messenger RNA from Panicum virgatum (switchgrass), 808 nucleotides. RefSeq lists its product as uncharacterized. The transcript has a single exon. Lineage: Eukaryota; Viridiplantae; Streptophyta; Magnoliopsida; Poales; Poaceae. The record is from RefSeq and is a predicted model, not a curated record. Bases 229 to 555 code for a protein of 108 amino acids.
CAAUUGUAAACGCGCUACCCUUACCCUGCAGUCACCAGUCGUCGAUACGUGUGUGUGGACGGAGGAGGAAGCAGAGGUGGGACGGGAACGGCACCUGCACCCAAUUCCUCUCCACCAUCUCCAUCUCCUGCCCGUCCGUGACCUUUGCGUGCGUGUCCUGUGCUGCGGAGCCCACUUGCCCGCAUCGCCGGUGCUCUGCUCCCCGCGCGCGCAUGCACGGGGGCGAAAAUGGGGCAGGAGGCAGGCAGGGGCGCCGGCCCUGACGGCGGUCCCCCGCCGGCCGCGGGGAGCGAGGCCGAGAGCCCCCGGGACAGGGUGUCCUUCGCUCCCUCCUCCAGGACCCGCACCCGUCCUUCGUGCUGGGGAGGCAUCAGGAUCCGUCGGGUGCGCCGGAGCAGGAGCGGAGCGGGCGGCGGCGAGCACGACGCGGCUCCCGCCGUCAGGACGGCCUCCACCUCGCGCGUGUGCGGCGGCAGGGCGGACGCGGCGGCCGGGGCCAGGUCCCUCCUCCAGCGCAACGAUUUCUACUGCGACGACUGCAACACGCACAGGUAGGAGGGCGUUCUGCUCCGAUUCCCCCGGCUGGACUCCUCUCCUCUCCUGCUGCUGCUGCUGCUCCAGUUUUUGCCGAGUAUAAUGUACAUGUAUUCCAAUUGGUUCAUGAGAGGUUCAAUCUAAGAUUAAGAUUGUACUGCUGAGCUUCGUCAUUUUCUAUUCCCCCCACAAUGAUUUACACUGAAUGGUGAGCUUAGGCAACCUAGUAGCUUUUACUAUAUUUGAAUUCAGCCAGAAUAUUGAUCUUGUCCUA